GUCGUGGACGUGACUGGGAGGAGUCUGCCCGCCUCAGGUUUCCGCGCUCGGCCGCGGCCAUGGCGGAGCCCACCGUGUGCUCCUUCCUCACCAAGGUGCUGUGCGCCAACGGCGGCCGCAUGUUCCUGCAGGACCUGCGCGGCAACGUGGAGCUGUCGGAGGCCCGGCUCCGGGACGUGCUGCGCCAGGCCGGGCCCGACCGCUUCCUGCUGCAGGAGGUGGAGAUGAGGGAGGGCCUCUGGGACGCCGAGGCCGAGGUGGCGGCCGGCGCGGGCGGCGGCGGCGGCGGCCCCUGCGCCUGGCGGGUGGUGGCCGUGUCCUCCGCGCGCCUCUGCGCCCGCUACCAGCGCGGCGAGUGCCAGGCCUGCGACCAGCUGCACCUCUGCCGCCGCCACAUGCUGGGCAAGUGCCCGAACCGCGACUGCUGGUCUACCUGCACCCUUUCCCAUGACAUCCACACACCUGUCAACAUCCAAGUACUGAAAAACCAUGGGCUUUUUGGCCUCAAUGAGGCCCAGCUUCGGAUCCUGCUUUUACAGAAUGACCCGUGCCUUUUACCAGAGGUCUGUUUACUGUACAACAAAGGUGAAGCACUUUAUGGCUACUGCAACCUCAAGGAUAAAUGCAACAAGUUUCACGUGUGCAAGUCCUUUGUCAGAGGGGAGUGCAGACUUCAGAAAUGCAAACGGUCCCAUCAGCUCAUUCAUGCCACAGCCCUGCAGCUGCUGCAGGACCAAGGACUGAAUAUUCCAAGCGUCGUGAAUUUUCAGAUCAUCUCUACCUACAAGCACAUGAAGCUGCACAAGAUGCUUGAAAGUCAAGGUAAUGCCGCUUCUCCUGCUGAGUAUUCCCAGGGCCUCGAGAAGCCAGGCGGACAUAUGGCUGGCGCUGCAGAGGCUGGUCCUGUGGCUCCCAUCCCUGCUCCGUCAGCCAAGAAGCCACACGCAGGGAAACCGGAAAGGAUGUCCGUGAAAUAAGACGCUUGUCCAGUCAGAAGUUCUGAAAACAAAGCUUCUGUUGAGCUUUAUUUCUAAGUUCCUUCAUGUAAUCACUUAUCAAUAACGGUCAUAGUAAUACCUACCUCACAUGUUGCUGUAAAGAUUAAAGAUGACGGAGAAGGGGAGAGCAUCAGGUUGCGUGGAUGACAUUGGGGAUGGGUGGUUGGGAUGUGGUGGGACGUGGAGCAGGCAGAGAGGGGAGAACGUGAGUAUGGUUGGGGUCAGUCCAGGGCUAACUCUGAAGAUGGCAGAUUCUGCCUGUAGUCCCUGACAGGUCCCUUAGGCUGGCGGGAGCUCCAAGAGGAGCAGGCUUUGGCUGCCUUGCUCCAUGACCCAGCCAAUGUUUUUCUGCACCCACAUACACGGUUUACAUAGUGGUUGUCAGAGACCAUAUACGGACGCUUAGUCCUCUUGUUCUUUCUUAACGUUUCAUAAGCCUCUUUCCCUAUUCACAUUUUAUCGUAUAUAAUCAUUUUUAUGCACAGAUACACUAACGUACAGUUGUUUACUUAAUGGCUUCCCUUAUUCUGGAUGUUUCCGUUCUUUCUAACAAAUUUUGAAUGGAACUCUUUUCCUCAAAUCCUCACAAUAUUGAAUUUUUAAAUGUAUUCUUUUGCUUAGCUUGUUGGUGCUAAAUGAUACUGCCUUUUGAUUUGCAUUUCUUUAAGUAUAUGCAAGGGAAUAUUUUUCCAGUGUGUGUGCUUUCUGUGUGUGUGUGUGUGUGUGUGUGUGUGUGUGGAUUUUGUGCCUGCCCUCCUGGGGCUGAUGUGGGAUGGCGUUUAAUUAGGUUCCUUAAUUUUCAUGAAACGAUAUCAGUCGUACUGUGCUCACAUGAUACCCAGCUCUCCUGGGUCCAUCCCUCAGCCGUACCACAAAGUGUGUAACUGUCGAGUGCUCACCAAAGAUUUCUACCUCACUGUGUCUACUCUGCAUUUCUUAUUAACAUUUUCGCCAACACCCCCAUUAUGAUAGGGUCGUUCAUCCAUUUCUCAAAGUUGUAUCCAUUCUUUCUGCGUAUCUGGAGGGAUUAUCAGAAACCUAUAGACCUUGUCUAUUUCAUGUUGACUUUCCUUCCUUCUCUCUGUCCCCACCACCUGACUCUCUUCAUCCAGCUACACUUAGAUGUUUGGUUCUUUGUAUUCAUCCAAGGGUACCGCAGAGAAGCUGCGUUAUGACAUCUUUUUCUGUGUUUGCUUUUGUGAUAUUCUCAAAUGUUGAUGUGUAAAGUAUUUUUUUUUUUAAAUUUUGACUUUCCUGCAAUAACACAAUAUCUGAGAAAUAGGGACGAGGGAGUGAGUUUUGCAUAAAGCUGAAUUAAUUUAGCGUAGAACCAUGUUUUAUCACGAAAUGCUGCCUACUCUGCUGGGGGGAGGUCGGCCAAAAUAUCCUUUGCAAAGUGAGAAAUUGCUGUGUUUUCUCCUACGGACAGUAAGAUCAUGCUGCUUCUGUGAAACUUUUCACCUUUGCUAUCCACAACAGUAUUUCUGAAAGCCCUUAGGUUCUGCAUACUUUGUUUCCUUUUUCCUAGUUCUGAUUUCUCCUGGUGCUAAUUUUGUUUU
This is a messenger RNA of Lontra canadensis (Northern American river otter), 2557 nucleotides long. RefSeq names its product zinc finger CCCH-type containing, antiviral 1 like (gene ZC3HAV1L). NCBI's taxonomy places the organism in Eukaryota, Metazoa, Chordata, Mammalia, Carnivora, Mustelidae. Gene Ontology annotation, molecular function: metal ion binding. Bases 60 to 977 code for a protein of 305 amino acids. The record is from RefSeq and is a predicted model, not a curated record. The transcript has 4 exons.